AAAAGUGAAUUGUGACAAAAAUUCUGAACAGUUGAGGCGUACGCUCAGCGGCGACAGCAUCGAGAAUCAGAGCCACAAAAGCACAUCCAAGCCCCGGGGGCCAACAAGGUGUUAAGCGAUCGCUGAUAACAAGCUAACGAUCGAUAAGAACGGUUUCGACUUUCGCGAGUGCGCACAGCCAACAAAUUGAUCAGAUACAAAUUGAUUCGAUCUGCAAUCGGAAUCGGAAUCGGAACAAGUGACAAGUGCAAGCAGACUCCAAACAGGAUACUCCACUUACUCCAAUUAGGCAAUUAAACGCAACCCGAAUACCGCAUACCCAUCGAAGAUGUUUGCGUACACUUGGCAACUUGCUCCACUGGCCACCCUGGUUAUCCUGGCGGCGACGACGAUGACGACGAUGGCCGCGCCCCAGCAGCAGGAGGUGCCCCACGCCCUGCUGGACAUCGAGACGCCCAACCAGUUCAACUACAGUCCAUCGCCACUGGCCCAGCCGGACAGCCUGCGCUCCAAGCCGUACUUCGACUUCCUGAGCACUCUGUACGCCCACGACACGGCCAAGUCGAACCUGUUCCGGCCGUACUCGGUGCGCCAGCGCAGGGAUGCGGGUGCCCAGGUGCUGAGUCGUCCUCGCAGGGCCAUCGUCUUCCGGCCCCUGUUCGUGUACAAGCAGCAGGAGAUCCGCAAGCAGGAGAUCAAGGACAGGAACGCACAGAGGCGCCACGAUCUGAACCGUCUGCAGCGGCUGUAGUACCGAAGCCCCAUCCCAGCCAGUCCAAGCCAGUCCAAUCCAGUCCAGUGUCUAUCCAGCCAGCCCGGGACGGGUUGGCCUUCUACAGGGUCCUCUAGCACUUAGCCACUUAGCCACUUUCGAUGCGUCCUAGCCCUAAGUCAAAUGCACUGCAGCACGAAGAGAGAGCACUCAUCUAUAUAAUAUUAUAUAAUAAUUACCCAUUCGCACCGCCACCACAGCACACCACCCACAUCCCCGUAGAAUAAGCCCAAAUGUUUGUUAUGCCACCUGUUAUCGCGACGUUUGAUUAAAGCUAACAAAUCGGAUAUGAAA
Messenger RNA from Drosophila erecta, 1066 nucleotides. RefSeq lists its product as uncharacterized. The transcript is spliced from 2 exons. The record is from RefSeq and is a predicted model, not a curated record. Bases 329 to 751 code for a protein of 140 amino acids. Lineage: Eukaryota; Metazoa; Arthropoda; Insecta; Diptera; Drosophilidae.